AUGGAACUUCUUGAUAGUAAUGGUCACGGGGAAACAAGCGCACAGAAUGCUGAAAAUAUUGCACCAGUUUCUGUUAAGAGUCCAGAUACAUCCUUGGAAAUCCAAGAAAAGUUACCUCACAAUUUGGCAGAGCACCAGGAAGAACUGGGGUCCCCUGUAGGCCACGCUGGGAGUUUGUCACCAAAAAUUCUCUCCCACAUAGUACCAGCUCAGGCAUCUGAUGUUUCGUCAAAAGACGAGGGAGAUCAUGUUACUCUAACAAAUAAGGAUGAAGUGAAAAUCACAUCUGAAAAUGGUUUUACUGUUGCGAGUAUUAUGCCAACAGCUGAAAUGAAAUCUGAAGAAGACAAUAUGUAUCAUCAUGAGAACAUUGCUGUCACCCCCAAAAAGAAAGUAGAAUCAGCAAAGGGAUCUGAAGGCUCAUACACAGGUCUUGUUGACACUAGUGCGCCAUUUGAGUCUGUUAAAGAGGCUGUCACCAAGUUUGGAGGAAUUGUUAAUUGGAAGGCCUACAGGGCUCAAUCAUUAGAGAGACGCAGGGUGAUGCAACUUGAACUUGAAAAGGUUCAGCAGGAGAUUCCACAAUUCAAAGAAGACUGGGAAACUGCUGAGGUGGCCAAGUCACACGUCAUUGAGGAGCUAGAGAGAACUAAUAGAUUUGUCGACGAGCUGAAGCAUAAACUGGAGAGGGCACAGCUUGAAGUGGACCAAGCAAAGCAAGAUUCUGAGCUUGGCCUGCUUAGGGCACAAGAGAUGGAGCAAGGGAUUGAUGAUGAAGCUAGUGUAAUAGCCCAAACACAGUUGGCAGUUGCCAAAGAAAGACAUGAAAAGGCUGUUGAGGAACUGAAAUUGCUGAAAGAGGAGUUAAGAUCAACACUUGAACAGUAUGAUGUAUUAGCCACUGAAAGGGAUGUAGCCAUUGAAAGGGCCGAGGAAGUUGUUUGUGCUGCUAAGGAUACUGAGAAGCAAGUAGAGGAACUCACUUUAGAACUUAUUGCAUCCAAAGAGUCUCUCGAGUUAGCCCACGUUUCACACCAUGAAGCUGAAGAGCACAGACUUGGGGCAGCUUUGGCGAAAGAGCAGGAUUUCCUGGCUUGGGAGAAAGAGCUACAAGAUGCACAAGCGGAGCUACACCAGCUCAACGAACAAAUUGCAUCCAAAAUGAAUGUGGAGUCCAAAGCUGAUGAAAACGAGCGCAAACUACUUAGCCUGAAAAGUGCGCUAGCUGCCUAUGUGGAAAACAAAUUGAAUGAAGAGGCUGGAAUGGUUCAGGAGCAAGGUUCCGACGAAGCAAAAGAAAUUAGUAGGUCAAUCAAGGAAGCUCUAGCUUCAAAAAGGAAGGAGCUUGCUGAAUUUAAAGGGAAAUUAGAAAACGCAAGAAAUGAAGCCAAUUUAGUAAGAGUUAUUGCAGAAUCACUCAGUUCAGAACUUGAUAGGGAGAAAGCGUUACUUGCUACAUUGCAGCAGAGCGAGGGUAUGGCAUCCAUCACAGUUUCUUCUCUAGAAGCUGAGCUCGAUAGGACAAAGCAAGAGAUAGAAAUGGUACAUAAGAAAGAAGCAGAAACUAGGGAAAAAAUGGCGGAGCUUCCAAGGAUGUUGCAGCAAGCAGCCCAGGAGGCAGAAGAUGCCAAGAUGGCAGCUCAUUUGGCACAAGAAGAACUGAGGAAGGCCAAGGAAGAAGCUGAGCAAACCAAGGCUUCUGUGACAACUGCAGAUACCAGGUUGCGUGCAGUUUUGAAAGAAAUAGAGGCGUCUAAAGAAUCUGAAAGGCUAGCCAUAGUGGCAGCUCAAGCUAUGCAAGAGAGCAAGGAGACAGGAAGCAUUGACGCUUCUCCUCGAGGAGUAACACUUCCUAUAAGUGAGUAUCAUGCUCUUAGCAAGAGGGUUCAUGAAGCCGAAGAACAUGCAAAUGAGAGGGUGGCAGCUGCGUUGGCACAAAUAGAGUUGGCAAAAGAGUCUGAAUCAAGGAACCUAGAGAGGUUGCAAGAGGCAUCCAGGGACAUGGACGAAAAGAAGAGUGAUCUUCAAAUCGCACUGGAGAGGGCUGAGAGGGCAAACGAGGGGAAGCUUGGUGCUGAGCAGGAGCUGAGAAGAUGGAGAGCUGAACAUGUGCAGCGCCGGAAAGCCCAUGAGGCUGCACAACAUGCAGUUAGUCCUGUGAGAACUCCACCGAGGAUGUUUGUCGAGCAGAAGGGCUCUUAUCAGGAAGAAAAUGAACAUCUCACAGAUCCGAAGUUGCACAAGUCAACUGGUAGUAUGGAUCAAUUUGUUUCGGACGAGAAAUUGCGAAAAAAGAAGUCGUUCUUCCCCCAGAUGUCCACACUUUUGUCUAGAAAGGCACAUACACAAACAUAA
Molecule: messenger RNA, 2355 nt
Organism: Miscanthus lutarioriparius
Lineage: Eukaryota; Viridiplantae; Streptophyta; Magnoliopsida; Poales; Poaceae
Source: the annotation of a GenBank genome assembly